Notolabrus celidotus (New Zealand spotty) is the source of this 1229-nucleotide messenger RNA. RefSeq names its product polymerase (RNA) III (DNA directed) polypeptide G (gene polr3g). Bases 288 to 938 code for a protein of 216 amino acids. The record is from RefSeq and is a predicted model, not a curated record. The transcript is spliced from 8 exons. Lineage: Eukaryota; Metazoa; Chordata; Actinopteri; Labriformes; Labridae. Gene Ontology annotation, cellular component: RNA polymerase III complex. Gene Ontology annotation, biological process: transcription by RNA polymerase III.
CACAUUUUUUUAUUGCUGACUAGAGUUUGGUCUUCCACGCCGGUGUUAGCUAAGCUGUUCAGACUUUCAUUAAGGUUUUCUUAUGAAAGUAGCCACAGCAAGACUUUAUAAACCUGCCGAACCAUAGAUGAAACUUGGUGGAUGACGUAUUGUCAAGAAAAUAAGAAAAAAAAAAUGAAAUCGUAGGAUAAGCUGCAAAAUAGUCCUAAAUUACACUGGAUUUCUGGUCUCCACAUUUGGAGCAGUAACUAAAAAACACUCAUAGUACUUCUCAGAGGUCUGCAGCCAUGGCAGGCAAGGGUCGAGGAGUAGCUGCCUUUACCUUCAACAUCGAGGCUCUGGGUAUCGGCAGGGGCAGCAUGCCAGACGCCAGGGUGGGGCCCAGCCCGCUGUUUCCAAACACUGACUUCAAGCCUGUGCCGCUAAAGGCUGGCGAGGAGGAGGACUACAUGUUGGCCUUGAAACAGGAGAUGAGAGGAACGAUGCAGCGGCUACCUCAUAAUAUCAAGCCUGAUUCCAAUAAAGCAGUAGUGGAGAAAUAUACAGAGAUAUACUUGAAGCAAAAACACAUAGAGGAUGAAGACUGGACUCCAGACUGGAAUCUUUUCCCAAAAGAAUUGAUGCCCCAGAAGAAGAAACCUCGGGCUAAACCAGGCACAAAGAAAAAAACUGUGAAGUUAUCACUCAAAGAAUCAGAAGCUGUGCUGAAUAAAUUAGAUGAACUAGCAAAGAAAGAUGAUGGGAAUCCUGACAAAUCAGACGAUGAGACGGAAAAGAAAAAAGGAAAUAAUGAAGGGGAGGAAGAGGAAAUAGAAGAGGAAGAAUAUGAUGAAGAAGAUAUUGAAGAGGAAAAUGACUACAUCGACAGCUAUUUUGACAAUGGUGAAGAUUUUGCUGCAGGCAGUGAUGAUAAUAUGGACGGUGAAGCGACGUACUGAGUGUGAUUUAAGCAAGCGUGGUUGUUAGAAUGUGUAUUUGCUUUGUUUUAUCUGAUUUUGAGAUGCAAGUUUUCCGUUAAGACUGAUGUAAAUAAGAAAUGCCAAACUAUGUGCAUACUGGCAAUAAUUUAUUCAAAAUAGAUGUUAUUUAUUUUUCCAACCUGUGACUUCAUUUCCACAGGUUGAAAAGGCACAUACUGUCAACAACACAUACUGCUUUUUCAUAAAGUAUCAAGUGAACAACAUGGUAAAAUAAAAGGGCUAUAUGUCAAAGUCUAAAAUUUCACCUAA